GUGCACCGUCGUAGUCGAUGUCCUGCCUCGUUAGCCGUGGCCAGAGUGUCCUUUUCAGUUCACUUCGCAUACUCGUCGUUAGCUGUACACGUCACGGCAGCCACGCACGCAGCCUCAAAAGUCUAAGGAAACGCACAGCAAUCAAAUAUCAAGCAACAGCAGCUGCAACAACAACAAUUGUAGUAACAAACGGCAAGAGCAUAUAUAAAAGCCUUUGCCGGCGGCAAAUAUACGAAUGAGAUUUUAUAUUUGGCAGGCGUACCAAAAUUUUCAAAAGAGCCGCCAAAAGUUCAAUACAAAAAAAAAUAAAAGUUACAAAACGCGGCGCGCGUGUUUGUGUGUACGUGUGACGCAUAUCCUUGUUUAUCCUUGAAAACGUGAAAAAUUACUGUGCAAGUGAAAGGCAGCAUCAAGGCGUUAAGUACGCCGUCUGUGUGUGUGUACGUCUCCCUGUGUGUCACACGCAGCAGCUUAAAAUGUUGCACAGCAAAUUGUCAGCGCAACUGUGAACGCAACUAAAAAGCUGGCAGCGGCAACAGAAUAUAACAACAGAAAAAAGAAGAAGAAUAGUAUAAAAAAAAGUGAAAGUGCCAGGCACCGGAAACGGAAGCAGCAGCAGCAUCAGCAGCCGGGGAAACGAACGAACCAAAAGCGGUAACUGCCAUGUGCUGCAGCUGCAUUGUUGCUUUCUGUUAGCACUUUGACCCAAAUCGCGAGUGUGUGUGUGCGUAAGUGUGAGUGUGUGUUAAAUGCAUGACCGAUAAGCGCAGGUGUCAAUGCCGUGUGACAAAGUUGCCGCGUGAACAGCAGAUAAAAGUCGCGCUAAGCAGGCGAACAUACAAAAAAAAAAAGAGCAGAAAAAUAAAAGAAGUCGCAACACAAACGUGUCACAAGCAUAAAAGUCUAAAGGAUGCUAAGCAGAUAAAUACAAAUCUGUCGCGUGUGUGUGCCUCCAUCUGUGUAUCCCCAAAGUUCUGGAGGCUUGAGUGCAUUUCAACUGCCGCAGCAGCUGCCACAUUUUCAGCCGCAGGAGUCAGCAGUCAGCAGUCAGCAGUUGGCAGUCAGUUAGCAACGGCUUCUAGCAUGUGAGUUUUUGACACCUGUAAAAUCCAUUUUACACCCGUAGGCAGCCACAGUCGCGCGUGGGAAUGCGUCGACUAACUACAUGAUUCAAGCAGAACUUAUUAAGAGAGCAGCGCCAGCAACUGACAAUUCCCCCAGGGGAAGAACGAAAAAGUUGCUAGUGGGAAAAGAUAUUACAUUAAAAGCGAUUCAUCAUCAGCUUGACGCGUGAUUUUUGUUGUUAUUCUUGGAAGAGCAAAAGAAAAACAACAAUAACAACAGUAGCUACAGCAAAUUGAAUGUAAUUUCAUAAAAAGCGAGUGUUAAUUUUUUUCUGUGCAACACAAUAGCAGCAACAAGAAUAACAUGCUCGUGGCUUAAUGUGCUAAUGCGCAGUGACAUGAAAAAUGAUGGAGAACAUGCAAGUUUUGCCCCAACCAAGCAGCCCAACCAAAGGAGCAGCAAACUAGCCAACUUAUAGUAAAGAAAGGAGCCAAACAACAAGCUGCAAAUUUGAUACAUACAAACAACAAGCGAGGCAAAAAGAGUAUAGCAGGGUUAGGUGUUGCGCGUUGUCACUGUGGGUGGAAUCCGAACAACAACUGGCAACAGGACAACACAGGCAACGCAUUGACAAGCGACAACAAAGCGGCGCAAGGAAAUAGAAAAUAGUGGAAAAAAAACAAGCAGGAAGUGGCAAAAGGACUGCAUCGAAGUAGCAACAGAAGCAGCAGAAGCAUCAUUUAUCAGCGCAUCAGCUCAGACAAGAGCCACAACAACAACAAGAACAACAGCAAGCAGCAGACAUAUGUGCGUAAAGUUGUGUUGCCAGUGCUGAAAGGAAACAGCGCGUUCAUUCAAAAAGCCAUUAACCCUAAUAAGCGAGCAACAUCAACAACAACAACUACAAGAAGAACAACAACAGCUACGCAUGGCAUCGAUGUGCCAUUGUGCGGUUUAGUCACAGUUAAAGACGCCAGCCAGCCAAGUUGCCGCAGCUGUGCUGUAGCUGCCACACGCCGACAAUACGUUAAGCGAAGCGCGUGCGUUUUGUUGAGCAGAAGUCUCGUCUGGCCACAAAUGUUGCCACCAGGGCUGCUGAGUUUGCGGCUGCUGCGUUUGCCGCUGCAUUUAAUGGAACUGCGCAUACUAUUGCUCUGCCUGCCCACGCUGCUGCUGGCCACCACGCUCGAGCCAGACCAAAAGUCAAUACUCACAGAUAACGAUUGGAAGAAGCUAUGGACGCGCAAUGGUAUAAAUGCCGACUCAAAAUUGGAUAAUAAUCUCGACUCCAGCGACAGUCCCAUGUUCGAGGACAGCGAGCUGAUGGCGCAUAAUACGACCGUUCAGCUGGGUGGCACCGCCUUUCUCGUCUGCAAGGUCUCCGGCGUGGAUCGAGUGGGUGUAAAUUGGAAUCAAAUAUCUUGGAUACGGCGCCGGGACUGGCACAUAUUAUCCUCGGGCGCCCAGCUCUAUACAAAUGAUGAACGUUUCGCGAUACUCCACACGCCCGGCUCCAACAUGUGGACGCUGCAGAUAAAGUUUGUGCAGCGCCGGGAUCACGGCAUGUACGAGUGCCAGGUCUCCACACCGACUGGCAUCAUUUCGCACUUUGUGAAUCUUCAAGUGGUUGUGCCCGAGGCAUUUAUACUUGGCUCCGGUGAACUGCAUGUCGAUAUGGGCUCAACAAUCAAUUUGGUUUGCAUUAUUGAGAAGAGUCCAACACCACCGCAGUACGUGUACUGGCAGAAAAACGAUCGUCUCAUCAACUACUAUGACUCCAGGCGGGACAUAUCCAUUGAGACGACACCGGGUCCCCGCACCCAGAGCCGUCUUAUCAUACGCGAGCCCCAAAUCACCGAUUCCGGCAACUACACCUGCUCCGCCAGCAACACCGAGCCAGCUAGCAUUUAUGUCUUUGUAUCAAAAGGCGACAACAUGGCGGCCAUCUCGAGGCGUAAGACUUCCUCGGCCGAUCGCAUCACGCACAUAUUUAGGUCGAUGCUGGCGCCCUGUCUGCUGCUAAAUACGGUCGUUGUUAGACGCAUUUUCUUGACCUAAGCACCUACAAUACCACACAGAAAUAUAGCGCGAAAAAAACAAAAUGGAAUAUACAAAUAUAAAUAAUAUAAAUAUAUACAUAGUAAAGUAUGAAAAUCCUAUUUAAGCUAUUUCAUUGUUAGAACUUAACAACAACAACAAUAACAAA
Drosophila virilis is the source of this 3271-nucleotide messenger RNA. RefSeq names its product defective proboscis extension response 12 (gene dpr12). Gene Ontology annotation, cellular component: neuron projection membrane. Gene Ontology annotation, biological process: synapse organization. The record is from RefSeq and is a predicted model, not a curated record. NCBI's taxonomy places the organism in Eukaryota, Metazoa, Arthropoda, Insecta, Diptera, Drosophilidae.